ACCGUGGGCUUUUGUUCCGAGGGCAAGAGGGAAAUGACGUAAAGUCAGCCCUUUCUGGGGAAAAAAAUCGUAUUGUAUGGUCAGGUCUACCCUUUGUGAAGCUCUGUGUUUUUAGCCCGAGAAGGUUGCGCCAGCUCCGAUCCUUCCCUCCCCAAGAUGGCCGCCUAGUUAGGGCUACAAGGAUCCUUUGCCUUCGCCGAACCUCCCCCCCUCAAGAUGGCGCCCUCGAUGUCCCACAGCGUGCCUUCCCUAAGAUGGCAGACAGCCCCGCCUCUCUUCUCUUCCCCUCCCUUCCCUUGUUUUGAAUAAACUUUAUUGAGAAGCCGGAGGGAAAGCAGGAUCUUGGGCCUCGUUGAGGCCUUUGCCGUCGCAGGAAGCCUUAAAAAGUAACCGUUUCCUGUCUCUCUCUCUCUCUCUCCCACCCACCCCACUUCGAAGGCCUCGAUCCUCGCGCUGGAGUAGAUGCUUCCCCCGUGGAAAAGGUUCCGGGAUCUGGCGUACGAAUCAGCAGAGUCUCGCGUCUGGUUUAAGGCCUAAGAAGAGAGGCGAGCAGCGCUCCGUUCCGGAAGAAGGAGAGCCGCGAUGCAGGACUUCUCCUGGGAGUAAAGGGAAACUUGGCUAGGAAUUGAGGGGCUUGGGAAGCCGACGCCGCCUUUCAGAGAGAAGCAAAAGCGAAGGUGCCUCGGGAGGGCGAGAGAGGCUGCAACGCUCCUUUGUGAGGCGUGAGGAAAAGCUGCGGAUCUCUCUCCUGGGCGAGAAGUUUGAGAGUCUCCCGUUUCCGAGGGAAGCUCCCCCCGAAUCUGAGGAAGGCGUCCCAGGAAGAUAAAGAUAACUGGAAGGGCGAACGGCUGCCAACUUGAGGGGUGGGAGGGAUGCGGAGAGUCGGGAAGUAUGAUUUUGAGGGCUUCAGAUUCUUACGGGGGGGACCCCAUAAAACUUUAGGUUAAAGUAGUGGGUUCAAGAGACGCCUUGUGAGGGGAUACACCCGUUGUUUCUGGGCAUGCAAGAAAGGCAAAGCUGACUUUGAAAGGGAGUGGAUGAUAUAUUUUAAGAAACACACACACCCUCCAUUAGAGGGGGGGAAGGCCGGUUUUUCUUCGGACUUCAGCAUGACCAGCUUCUCCAGCUUGGCGUAGCAGAUCGGCGGAGGUUGCCUGGUUCCUGGGAGUCUUCCUUCUUGGCGUGAACGCGGAGCAGCCACCGCCAUGGCCUCCGUCCCCGUGUAUUGUCUCUGCCGCCUGCCCUACGAUGUCACUCGCUUCAUGAUCGAGUGCGAUGUCUGUCAGGACUGGUUUCACGGCAGCUGUGUUGGAGUGGAAGAGGAUGCAGCAGCUGACAUUGACUUGUAUCACUGCCCCAACUGCCAACUUCUUCAUGGACCAUCUGUCAUGAAACGGCGCCGGGGGAACCCAAAGCAGCCUGAUGCGUCUGUGAGUAAAGAGGUUGGCAAGACAGUGAAGACUGGCAGUAGUCAGUUCAUCAAGGAACUUCGCAGCAGGACGUUUCCUAGUGCGGAUGAGGUGAUCCUAAAGCCAAGCGGAGCCCAGCUGACUGUGGAGUUUCUGGAGGAGAACAGCUUCAGUGUACCAAUCCUUGUUCUGAAGAAGGACGGGCUGGGUAUGACUCUUCCCCCUCCAUCCUUCACUGUGCACGACGUGGAGCAUUAUGUGGGUGCUGACAAGGAGAUUGAUGUGAUUGACGUGACACGCCAGGCCGACCUCAAGAUGCGCCUGGGCGACUUUGUCAGCUAUUACUGCGGCAGCCGGAGAGAGAAAGUGCUCAACGUGAUCAGCCUGGAGUUCUCCGAGACCAGGCUCUCUAACUUGGUGGAAACUCCGAAGAUUGUGCGCAAGUUGUCCUGGGUGGAGAACCUGUGGCCGGGGGAGUCGGUGUUUGAGCGGCCCAAUGUACAGAAAUAUUGCCUAAUGGGAGUGAAGGACAGCUACACAGAUUUCCACAUUGACUUUGGGGGCACCUCUGUCUGGUACCACGUGCUGCGGGGAGAAAAAAUUUUCUACCUAGUGCGCCCGUCGGCUGCCAAUUUGACGCUGUUUGAGGCAUGGAGCAGUUCAUCCAAUCAGAACGAGAUGUUCUUUGGGGACCAGGUGGACAAAUGCUAUCGUUGCCCAGUCCGUCAGGGGCAGACACUCUUCAUACCGACAGGGUGGAUCCAUGCCGUGCUGACCCCUGUGGACUGCUUGGCCUUUGGAGGCAACUUUCUCCACAGUCUAAACAUUGAGAUGCAGCUGAAGGCCUAUGAGAUUGAAAAACGCCUCAGCACGGCCGAUCUGUUCAAAUUUCCCAACUUCGAAACCAUCUGCUGGUAUGUUGGCAAGCACCUCCUGGAUAUCUUCCGAGGUCUUCGAGAGAAUCGCAGGCACCCAGCAGCUUAUUUGGUUCAUGGGGCCAAAGCUCUGAACACGGCUUUCCGCUCGUGGACUAAGAAGGAGGCCUUGACAGAGCAUGAGGAAGAAAUUCCUGGAACUGUUCGCCCAGCACAGCUCAUCAAAGAUCUGGCCAAGGAGAUCAGACUGGUGGAAGAUAUAUUCCAGCAGAACAUUGGGAAGACGGGCAGUCCAUUUGGCCUGCAGAGGGGUGCCCAGCCAGGUGCAGCUGCCAAAAAGGGAGACCAGAGUCCCAAGGAACAUGGUGGCCGGAAAGGCAGCCGAAAAGAUGCCGCCUCCGUCAAAGCCGUGGAGCUGGAGCUGCUGCGGAAAUACAAGCGGCAGGCCCUGAAAAGCCUGGAGAGUCCUGGUCAGGAGGAGUUUGACUUGCCCAGUUCUAGCCUAGAAGAUACAGAUGGGGAACCUGACCUGACAGAGGAAGAGCUGACCCUGGUGGUGGCCAAUGGCCGGGGCACGAGGAAAAUCAAGGCCUCAGAACGCACCCGGAGCAGGAAAGGCGCACGUGCACAAAUCCCACCGAGCCCAUCAGAUGCUGAGGCCCUCGAUAUCGACUCUGAGGAGGACCUACAGAUAGACGAGACCCCGCGCAGGGAAAAGAGGAACCUCGUGCUGCGGAAGAGACUCUCCAAAUUUCCCCGGAAACUACCACGCGCCAAACCUUGCUCUGACCCAAACCGAGUGCGAGAGCCAGGGGAAGUGGAGUUUGACAUCGAGGAGGACUAUACCACGGAGGAGGAGGAGGAUGCCUCUGGCGACGACCAGUUGGAAGGCAGCAGUAGCGCUGGUGGCAUCCUAGACCUCCUGAAAGCCAGCCGGCAGGUGGGCGGCGCAGACUAUGAUGAGCUCAGCGAUGCACCUGCCUCUCCCAGUACUCAGGAAGCGAUCCAGGGCAUGCUAUGCAUGGCCAACCUCCAGUCUUCCUCGUCCUCGCCAGGUGCAGGCUUGCAGGCCUGGCUGGCCGCUGGACAUGAACGCAGCUCAGCGGGGGCUUCUGGCACUAAGCGCUCAGGGAAGAGGGCCCUCAAGCGUCCGGCCCAUCACAGCACUGACAGCGAAGAAGAGGCCAGCAUGGAUGAGCAGGAGAGCCUGGGAGCCUGCUUCAAGGACGCUGAAUACAUUUACCCUUCCUUGGAAUCAGAUGAGGAUGAUCCAGCCCUGAAGUCACUACCAAAGAAGAAGAAAAGCACAGAUGACGCCCCAUGGAGUCCCAAGGCCCGGGUGACUCCAUCGCUGCCCAAGCAAGACCGCCCUGUACGUGAAGGGACCCGAGUGGCCUCUGUCGAGACUGGCCUGGCAGCUGCAGCAGCUAAACUGGCUCAGCAGGAACAUCAGAAGUCGCAGCGGCGGAAGCUUGUAAAAAGGAAGCCACUGUCUCCGAAGCCGCCCAGCCCAGAGCUGGAGCCGGAGCCGGAGCCAGAGCCAGAAUCCGUAGAAGCAGAAGUGGAGCCGGACUUGCCAACCCCACAACAGGAUCCAGAGGCAGGCCUGGGGGUCCCUGUGCCGACCUCUCCAACACCAGAACCCAAGCAGGAGCAGUUUGCCGGCAGCUUGGUGGAUCAUGAGUACACCGCCCGGCCCAGCGUCUUUGGAAUGGCCCAAGUGAAUCGUGGGUCCACGCCCAUGGCACCAGGUGUCUUCUUGUCCCAGCGGCGCCCCUCGGCUGGCUCACCGGGCCCUCAAGCAGCACAGGGGAAGCGCCCCAAGAAGGGACUAGCAACCGCCAAGCAGCGGCUUGGACGCAUCCUGAAGAUCCAUCGCAACGGCAAGCUGCUGCUCUGAGGGAGGUUCCCCCCCUCGUCCACUCCAGGCCUCCUGCCCCCUGGGCACCAGAGGAGGGGUGAGGCUCAGAGACCCAUUUGAAGGCACUGCUUUGCCAGUGUCCCCAGAGAGCUGCCAGGACUCAAGGGCACGGAUGAGGCCCGUGCUACCUCUCCCUUCCUUAUGUGGAACAGAGCCAGGACUGAGCUGCCCCUGCUACAGGAAGCGUUGAACUCAACCACGCUAGCUUCCCCUGGAGAGGCAGGCGGCGCCGAAGGCAGAGGUGUCUUCCCCACACCUGCUCACUCUCCAUCCCUACCUCGACCCAUUGCACUUCCUUUUUGUUCUGGGGCUGAUCCCUCCCUAGAGCUCUCCCCCUCUCUCUGCCAAGCCACACGUAGAGAUGUUGGUCAGUCUUCUGUUUCUCCUCAACAGCUUCAGUUGCCCUUCACACUUUUGCUGCUGCACUCAGACCCUGGCAUGCCAUGGAGUGGUUUUUAUUAUUGUUUUUUCCCCCUUUCCAACUUACUUCUCCCAGCAGGAAGCAACUGCCCAUUGCUUUUGCAGCUGUAGGUAGCCCUUCCUUCCUUCCUUCCCAAUCUUCUAAGGGGAUUCCUCCAAGGCACUGGUGGUGGGGAAGUGUGGGUGGACCUUGACCCUGCUCACCACAGACAGUCAUCCGCUGCCUGGCAGACUCCAUG
Pogona vitticeps (central bearded dragon) is the source of this 4864-nucleotide messenger RNA. RefSeq names its product PHD finger protein 8 (gene PHF8). Lineage: Eukaryota; Metazoa; Chordata; Lepidosauria; Squamata; Agamidae. The record is from RefSeq and is a predicted model, not a curated record.